GUUAAAGGAGGAGAGAUAGAGAUUGGAAGCUCUUGGAAGGAUAGUGGAAGCUAGAAGGUUCGACGAGCAACUUUGGAUGGCAGUAGGAGGGGACCUUCCUCCUUUAGCAGGCUACCCGAUUCAGGACGGGCUAGGAGACCUAGCAAGGAGGACGGAGCUAGACGCUCGGAGGCUCUUGAGGGGUGCUGAUCAGGAGACAUUGGUUAGGCUUGGGACCGCGAUCUGCCGCAGGAGUAGAGACCCUGCCACGGGUGUACUGCAGAUCCGGAGAGGCGCGGCCUUGUUGGCCGAUCCCGAAGGAGAGGUUUACCUAGACACAGGGAUUCUUGGGAUAGAGGGAGAGCACGAGAUCCGCGACCGGGGUUAUGGCAUCACAAAAUAUCUGGAAAAGUGGGAACUUCACGCCAGUCGGAGUCAGUGUUCGGAGGAAGAGAUUAUAGAGAACUUCCUAUUUAAUGUAGAUCCAAGUCUCGGCAAGGAAGUUAAGGAAGCCCGACCCAAGGAUGGGAAAUGCACUACGUACAAAAAGAACCUUGUAGAGCUUUACAAGUUGGAGGAUAACAAAUACUCCAUCAAGGACCUUGAGACAAUGACUCAUGAUGAAGAUGAGAGCGUACGGGCAUUUGGGAUGCAUUUCCAGAAGAUCUCCGACGUGCUGAUGAAGAAGGGGAAGAUCUCGAAGGUCGAGCGUUGUACUGUCUUCAUCGGACACCUGUCCAAAGGUAGACGGAAGAGUAUACUUAGAGACCUUCCGCGGGACAAGCUUGACUUCCCAGAAGUCCUGAAGCUCGCGAUAAAGGCAGAGGCAGACGACUACAAGGACUUGGUGUGGAGAGGGAUGAGGAGACACCGGGACCGCAGGAAUCGCGAGACGUACGGGCGUGCUAGGAGACUGGAUGACUACUCACGUAGCCCUCGCUAUGAGCCUAACGGGGGUAAAGGCGACUCUCGUGGCCGGUGGGAGUCGGAUCAGGACCGGCGAGACGGAUACAGGGAUGACAGAUAUGCGAGAUCGGACCGAGAUGGACAUAGGGACGACAGAUAUGAGAGAUCGGACCGAGAUGGAUAUAGAGACGACAGAUAUGAGAGGACGGAUCGAGACGGAUACAGGGGCGGCAGAUAUGAGAGAGGGGAUCGACCCGAUGAUUCAUGUGGACGGUACGACCAAGAUGACCGGCGUGAUGAUUCAUGCGGGCGGUACGACCGAGGAGACCGACGUGAUGAUUCACGCGGGCGGUACGACCGAGGAGACCGACGUGAUGAUUCACGCGGGAGAUACGACCGAGGAGACCGACGUGAUGAUUCACGCGGGCGAUACGAAUACGGAGACCGCCGCAAUAAUUCGCGUGGCAGGAAUGAGAGAGGGGGAUAUGGCACUUCGGUUGGUCCAUAUCCAAAGUCCCCUGACCCCAGAGCAGCCAGGGGUUCGACUUCUAGGAGUGCAGACGACAGGCCGCCCACUCCCAGAAACUCUUGCGUCUACUGUAGAGGGGAUGAUCAUAUCAAGAGAGACUGCCCGGAUCUCAAACGGGCGAUAGAUGAGGGACUUGUCGUGCUUGACGACCGCAAGUACGUCAAGUGGGCAGAUGAUCUGCGAGAUGUAUCGAUGUUCCCUUCGAUGAAGGAGAAUGUCGAAGCAAGGAGAGUAAAGCCGAGUAAAGGAAAGGAGCCGGUCAGGAGCCAGAGCAUCAAGAUAACUUUUGAGGGGGAUAUGGCGACCACACCCAUAAGGGUGGCAGCCACCAAGUCGGCGAGAGGUUCUACAUCGAAGACUGACACGGAUUACGUGAUGGCGGAGAAGGACGGACAACGGAUCGAGGGAGAGAAAGUUAUUCUUUCGCCGCCGAAGCGGGGAGUGAUUAAGUUUUUGAUAAAGAGUUCGUUGGACGAGAUUGACACGGUCGAGCCACUAUGGCGGGUCCUUCAGCAGCCCAUGCAGUGCUCUAUUCUGGAGUACCUGGCGACAUCGAAGCCUGCUCGCGAUGAGUUACAGAUGAUCACGCGGAAGACUCGCAUACCUCUAUCAGAGGAGGCUCAAGGGGCCCCUAAGGCGGAAGCUCGUACUGUAGCAGUAACGGGGGUGACUGCCAGAGCGGAUCGCAUGGCGACAGUCCUUCUUGAUGGGAUGGAAGGUGUGCCUCCAGACAAGUUUUACAUACUUGGUAGUGGGACCGUGGAGGCGAUCAUAAAUGACGGAGCGGUACUAGAUGUUGUGGUCGAUAACGGCAGUGAGGCUGUCAUUAUAGACGAGGAUCUGGCAGUGCAGGUUGGACUGGGCCUCGAUAGGUCAUACCUAUUCGAGAUAGAGACGGCUGAUGGGAGAAAGCAACAGAUCAUUGGGGUUUGUCACAAGGCAGCCAUAGAGGUACAAGGGGUACGAGUGACCCUACCUGUCUUUGCAGUCAAGAACUACAACUCCGAUCUGCUCUUGGGACGAACGUGGUUGAGCCACGUCCAUGCGGUGACGAUAGAGCGACUGGAUGGGAGCCAGAAAUUGUCAAUUAAGAAGCUAGACGGGACGCGGGUAAUGAUUGAGACAGUGGAGCCUCGGGACCCGAGGAACAGAGCAGCUCUCGCUGUGGGUGCAAGACCCAGUGAUCAGAUUAAGUCAUUACCUAUCUCCGGUCGUGCGGUGCGAUUUCGCGAUAAGAAGUAUGGACCACUGCUCACAGAGGAAGAAGGUCGGAUCGUGGAGGUGGAAGAUUCAGGGAGUCAGCUGAUAGUGGACGACAACUCGUACCCAAAGGGGACAGAAGAGGAAUUUGGCGGGGUAGUAUCUGUGUCUUUUUUAAGGGCAUGGCUCCCUAUGGGGGGCUACCCAAGCGACACAAGCAAGUAGCACAAAAAGUUAAACUAGCGGCGGUGGGCCGCGAGCGAUCUGCACUGGAAGGGAUAUCGGAAGAAGAGAUCGCAAAAGAAAUCAAAGAAAGAAAGAAAA
Molecule: messenger RNA, 2938 nt
Organism: Chara braunii
Lineage: Eukaryota; Viridiplantae; Streptophyta; Charophyceae; Charales; Characeae
Source: the annotation of a GenBank genome assembly